AUGCGGAAUGUCUCUGAAAGAGCGCGUGAGUGGGAGACCUUCAGAUUCUUGUCGACAGUCCGGGAUAGCCGUGCCGUGCCCGACCCAGCCCACCCAUCCCCGGGCAAGAGCCUUCGGGCAUCAUCCGAUACCGUCCUAACGGCACUUGCCCAGCUCGGUGCCCUCCAACUGUCGGCGCAACGAGCGGUUCUGAGUCUCUUUGAUCACGAUCUCCAACACGUUGCUGCCGAAGCAACACCAACCCUGCCACUUCGACCCUACGCCUGCGAUGAAGUCAACCCUCUCUUCUUGCGCGGACGCGACAUCCCGAGAAGCGAGAUCAUCUGUGACGAUGUCAUCCGUGAACAAAAACGGCAUCCCGAGGACCUCAUCGUCUUCGUGAUACCCGACCUGUUGGCCGACCAGCGGUUCGAUCACAUUAAUUCCCUCAUCCCACAGGAACCCUAUCCCCGGUUCUACGCAGGCGUCCCAAUAUGCUCGCCCUCCGGUAUCGUCAUAGGCUUGUUUUCGGUUUUUGCCACAAGUCCACGGCAAAAGCUCGACGAAGUUGGUAUCGACUUUAUGAAAGAUCUUUCUCGGACAAUCUCUCGCCAGUUGGAGGCCCACAGGAAGCAAGCGGUAUUACUCCAGACCGAGCGUAUCCUGAGAGGAGUGGUAAGCUAUUCGGAGGGAAAGGACGACAUUUCCAGCCUGUCUGAGUACCAUGCAGAGAAAGAACCCGUGGACCCGAGCCGGCGAGAUACACGCGACACAUAUCCCUUUGAUCGUCAUGGUGCACCUCACUUCCCGCACCGCGACGGCCCAACAACUCCGGAGAUACCCAUCACAGUAUCAAAAGACGCCAUGGAUGGAACAAAAAGCGGCGGCGAGUAUGAGGCUAACCACAUCGGAAAGCUCUCCCUUCCAGACCGUAGAAAUUUGGACUCACGGUUGGUGGUGGGUGACAGCAACAGCGGUGAUCAACCAAAACCGUCGGACACGCCAACCCAGGGAACCGUGGGCGCUGACGUCCGGUUGUCUGAGAUCAAGAAAAGUUUCGCAAAGGCAUCAAACAUCAUUCGAGAAUCCAUGGACGCAGCCGGGGUGGUCUUCCUAGACGCCAACACGAGCCCUUUCCAUUAUUGGCAGGAUAGUGAUACAAACACGAGAUCAGAUGUGCCUACCAGAGCAACAAGCACCGACUCCAAUGACGCAGUCAAUGGUGUUGCAAAUAAUGGAAUCGACUUGGAAGUUAAACCGCACAAACGGCCCUGUGACAUCCUCGGCUUCUCUAUGACUCCAGCUGGGACACCCGACGGCACAACCAUAGACCUCACAGCCCCCAUACGACAUCCUGAGCCUCAACACAGCUGGCGCCUUCUCUCAGAGAGCUUCCUCCGCAAGCUACUGCGUCGUUAUCCGCGGGGGACCAUCUGGGAAUUUGACGCUGCAGGCAACUUCAUCAGCGCUCCCGAAACCGUGCCAAUGCCGUCUCCACCCUCAUCGGCGAACCCUUCAUGUCCUUGCUCUGACUCGGAGUUCGACGCCGCCGCUAAAAGACAACGACGCGGCCGGCUACGGAGAACGGAUGGAAUAUCAAUGCGAAAGCCACGGAAGAGCGAGUGCGAUAUCAUCCACGCGGCAUUUCCCGAGGCUCGAGCAGUAUCCUUCUUUCCCCUGUGGGGGACCCAGAUGCAGCGCUGGUUCGCCGCCGGGCUGGCAUGGACCAGACAAUCGUUGCGCAUCAUCGCGCCGCAGGACGAACUCGGCUUGUUCAAUGCAUUUGGCAAGAAUGUCAUGGCUGAAGUGGCCCGAAUCGAUGCGACGCUUGCCAACCAGGCAAAGUCAGACAUGCUUGGAUCCAUUUCGCACGAGAUGCUCUCGCCGUUGCACGGCAUUCUCGGUGCUGCGGAGUUGUUGCUUGAUACCGACCUCAGCACUUCCCAGACGGAGCUCAUCCACCUCAUCGAGGCUUGUAUCAGGACACUGCUCGACACUGUCGACCAUCUCCUAGACCAUUCCAAAAUCAACAGUCUAGUGGAGAACACAAAGCUGUCCAAUGGCCGACGAGGUUCCUUUCACUCGGAAGACCUAGAACACGAUCAAGACCCGGAUUUCAGCGGUCCACCAGGAGGAUCCAGGGUGCGAUCUGGCAGCCUAGCAAGCAAGCCUUGGCCAUGGGAGCAACCGACCUUAACCCGGUUCUACGACGUAGACCUUGACGUCAUGCUGGAAGAAGUUGUCGAGUCUCUCUACGCAGGCUAUUCCUUCCAGCGAUGGUGCAACCAACGUGGUGCCGAUCCAGGUGAUGACCACGUCGCCAUCUACCUGGAUAUCGACCACACCCUUAAUUGGUCUUACUACGCCCAGCCCGGUGCGUUGCGCCGCAUCCUCAUGAACCUGUUCGGCAACGCCCUCAAGUUCACUUGUAAAGGCUUCAUCAAACUCACCCUAACCGCUCAACCUAUCCCCUCUGAACCUCGCUCUUCUUGCGCCUCCACAGACCUCGAGGACGAACCAGAAGACACCGGCAUCGAAACGGACAGCAAGUACUCCACUCCCCGCCCCAAUGCCAAUCCCAACCGCGAGAAGGGCAGCCUUGGGGUCGGCUUGGAUGAACAGAAACGCUCAAACGUAAUACUCACCGUCGCGGAUACGGGCAAAGGAAUUGGCCCCCGUUUUCUGCGUGAGAAGGCUUUUUCCCCCUUCCAAAAGGAAGACAGCCUCACCCCCGGCCCCGGCCUCGGUCUUUCUAUUGUGAAGCAGAUCGUCGAUGCCCUCGAUGGGCGCGUCGUCGUUGACUCUCGACCUGGUGAAGGCACGACGGUUAGAGUGAUCACGCCGCUUCUUCAUUCGAAUCCGGAACCAAGGAGCGAGGAGAGGGAUAUAGCGGAGCAUAGGGAGGUGCUGAGGGGCUUGAGGGUUUGCCUGCUUGGUUUCGACGGGCUCCAGGGAGACGGAGAGCCCGACGACCCUGGGUGGGGUAUGCCGGUCGGUGCAAAGGGGAGGGAAGUUCUGAGGGGGAGGAUCAUGGAGAGGAUGUGUAAGGAUUGGCUUGGAUGUCGGGUGGUGACAAACCCAGCAGACGCGCAAAUGACAAUCUGCAGCGAUCGGUUUGUAUUGGGUAUGUGCACGGAUGAUGGCGCUGGCGACAAGAUUGGCCGAGGGAUGUUCGCGUCGAGGGUGUUGCCCGGCCCGUUGGUGGUGGUGUGCGGGAAUGAAGUUGUUGCGCAGAAUUUGUCACUGGCUAGGGGCGAGGCUACUGCUGGAGGGAAAGGGGAGGCGAGCGUGAUGGAGUUUAUCGGUCAGCCGGUUGGGCCAAGGAAGCUGGCUAAGACACUGAGGAAGUGUCUUCAGAGUCAUCCCGUCCCGCUGAAGGGAAGAGUCAACGAAAUGGGAGGACACACAGAAAAAGAGCUACUGUCACGAACCUCAUCGGAGUCUAGCAUCGACCUGGAUGUUCUGCAGAGGAAGAUGUCGGACCCGGAAGUUUUUCAAAUCGUCAACAAGAAGUCGAGGUUCCUGCCUUACCUGGCGGAUGAUUUUCGGGAUACCUUGUUUUCGACGAGCAAGGCGACGGCGGCUGCGGCGACAAGACCUUUGAUGCAUAGAAUCAAAAGGACGCCUGGAACGCCGUUGGUUCAACAGACAUCCGUGGGGAAGGAUGAAAAGAUUUCAGAGGAGGAGACGGAGGUUACCCCGGUGCCCGACAUGGACGAGAGGUCAAAAGGGGAGGAAGUGGUUACCCCCGAACCGACGCUGCUGCAGAAGGCGAAGCAAGAAGAGGCUUCCCCAUUAUCACAGCCAGGGAACAUCAAGAUGCCACUCACCAGGCCCCCACUGCCACCACGAUCCCGUACUGGGAAAGGGAAAGCGAACAAUACGAACUUUAGCUUCACUACCGUUUCUGUCUCCGAGGUGUCGUCGCCGUCGCUGUUCGACUCGAUCAUGUCACCACCGGUCUUAACCGAGGUCCCUGCUUCCCCCGAGUCUGAGCAAGUGUCGCCUAUGUCGCAAACUGUCAACUCGAUCUUUCCUUCCGUUACUAGCUAUGCCAAAGCCAGCACCCUCGACAAUGCAGGCCCUACAAGUGGGGGUACCGCUGGUGCUGCUGCUGUUGCUGCUGCUACUGCCGCCGCCACGAACAACACGAUACCAGGGACCGCGGCCGUCCCGGAUGUGUCCCCGCCGCCAAAACCGCCCGAACAGCCCCAACGGGCCAGAAGCCAGCGCCAGCAAUCAAUACUGAUGACCUCGCCGUUGAUAACUCCGAGCCAAACCGUCAACUUUGAUUUUGAAACACAUCCCCUCAGCAAGGCAUCUGCCUUCCCCAUCGACACAAUUUCCUCUUCAUCUCAAACUCCCACGACGCAAUCCCAACUUUCCCCUCAUUCCACUCCUCGCCAACCUUCGCACCCCUCCCAGUCCCUGCCAAACUCUCCAUAUCAAGUCCGCAACCCUCCUUCCGGUUUCUCAACAACAAAUCAGGAAGAAAAGGCCUGCCUCCUAGUAGACGACAACCCCAUCAACCUCCACAUCCUCGCCUCCGCGAUGCGCAAGACGCACCGUCCCUUUGCUACUGCCCGCAAUGGGCUGGAGGCAGUGCAGAUCUACAAGGAAAACCCGGGACGGUACAAGUGGGUGUUGAUGGAUAUCAGCAUGCCGGUAAUGGAUGGGUUGGAAGCGACAAGGAGGAUCAGGCAGUUUGAGCGGGAGUAUCCUAUGAGCAGGAGUAAGAGCGUGGGCAGGAACUUGAUGAAAAGGGGCACUACAGCAAGCAAGGCGUGUGAAACAAGGGCGAGAGCUGGGAGUUUGGAUGCGGGUAUCAUCGGUGCUGGUGGUAUCGGUGGUAUCGGUAGUAUUGGAGUGGCGGGCGUCAAAGUCGGCGCUGUAGCUGAAGCUGGAGAUGGCAAGAGAGUCAUACAGAGGAGGGUUGAUCGAGAAUCUACCUCUACCUCUACCUCUACUCUCAAUAGAGCUGCUACUGGGCUUGAGCCGACACUUGCGUCCGCGCCGGUCGGAGGUGACGACGACGGAAAUGUACCUGCAGAUGGGGGGAAUGCUGGAGUGCCACGGGACAAUAGGAAAGCGAAGGAAGUGCAGGUCAACGACGAUGACAUGGAUGGAGGUGUGACAGAAACAACAGAGGAGAACAGCAUCGAAGGAGACCGAGAACCUGUCAGGGGUCUGGAGCCCGCAACUGUCGUGGCGCUCACAGGAGUCACGAGCGGGACGAUACAGAAGGAUGCACUGGCGAGCGGAGUGGACUUGUUCUUGACCAAGCCGGUUAGGAUGAAGGAUUUGGGGGCGAUUUUGGGAGAUGGUUGA
This is a messenger RNA of Sordaria macrospora k-hell, 5307 nucleotides long. RefSeq lists its product as uncharacterized. NCBI's taxonomy places the organism in Eukaryota, Fungi, Ascomycota, Sordariomycetes, Sordariales, Sordariaceae. The record is from RefSeq and is a predicted model, not a curated record. Gene Ontology annotation, molecular function: phosphorelay sensor kinase activity; protein binding. Gene Ontology annotation, biological process: phosphorylation; phosphorelay signal transduction system.